AUGCAUGAAGAAGAUAAUUCAUCUAAGAAGGCACAAAGAAACACUGAAGAUGAACUGCCAGAUGAGGAUUAUAGCCCAUAUUUUACAGACAUUUGGGAUAGUUUAGAUAAAUAUGACAAAGAAUACACACCUUCUCACGAAAUUCAAAAAUAUCACAAUCAUUUGCAAAAAAUAUUGUAUAAUAUAUUGUUUUCAAUUAAAUAUUUUCGUUCAGAAGAACUAAAUAUUGAUGAAAAAUUUUUGAAAUUAGUCAAUAAGUAUGUAAAAUUAAAGUUACAAGGAAACCAAUCAGAUGAAAAGGAUAUUUCUAGAUUAGCAAGAUUCCAUUUAAAAAAUCAAAAAGAUGACGAUGAGGAUGAAUUAGUAGUGGACGAAGAGGUCGGAGUGUUUCCUACCAAAUGCCCAAUAUCACAAAUGCCUUUUGAAGAUCCUGUUACACAAAGAUUCAGCAAAAAUAGGAGAGCCUGCGUGCACACAUUUGAAAAGGCGUUUAUUCUGCGGCUAAUGGUAAAUAAAGACACAAUUGAGUGUCCAAUUGCAGCAUGCAAAAAGAAAGUUUACAAAAAUAGCUUGCAUCCAGAUUACGAAUUUCUUCAUCAUUCAAGGUUCAAGAAAUUUAGGGAUAAUAUAACAGAAGCGAAGGAAUAUUAUAUAAAUCUAAGGAAUGAUGAGGAUAAAAGUUUCGAUUUUGUUGAAUAA
Molecule: messenger RNA, 699 nt
Organism: Plasmodium malariae
Lineage: Eukaryota; Apicomplexa; Aconoidasida; Haemosporida; Plasmodiidae
Product: E3 SUMO-protein ligase NSE2, putative
Exons: 12
Coding region: 1-699 (232 amino acids)
Biological process (GO): double-strand break repair via homologous recombination; protein sumoylation
Cellular component (GO): Smc5-Smc6 complex; nucleus
Molecular function (GO): zinc ion binding; SUMO ligase activity
Source: RefSeq, a predicted model, not a curated record